Molecule: messenger RNA, 2907 nt
Organism: Pocillopora verrucosa
Lineage: Eukaryota; Metazoa; Cnidaria; Anthozoa; Scleractinia; Pocilloporidae
Product: ATP-dependent RNA helicase DHX33
Biological process (GO): positive regulation of transcription by RNA polymerase I
Cellular component (GO): intracellular anatomical structure; nucleolus
Molecular function (GO): ATP binding; helicase activity; double-stranded RNA binding
Source: RefSeq, a predicted model, not a curated record
UUCAAGAUGGCGGAUUAAGCAUUUGUUUGUUAUUUCGAAUUGUGAUUCUUUACUUUCGACGAUCUUGCUUCUCGAGCAGUUUUGUAAUUGAACAGUUGCGAUGUAUCCAAGAGUGAAAAGAUCAAUUUCUGAGAGUGGAAAUCCUUCGGCGAAAAGAACGUUUCGUUCCUUUUCGUUUUCCGAUGCAGCUGGCAAUGGAACUCAGCGUGAAACUAACGGGAAUUCUAAACAACUACACGGCCACCACACGGCUCAAAACCCAGCGCGAAAACAGAGUUUUAACCUGCCGAUUUACACAGGGCGUAAUGUAAUUAUUUCCGAAGUACGGAGCAGAGAAAACGUGAUAAUUAUUGGGGAAACUGGCAGUGGAAAGACAACACAAAUUCCACAAUAUCUCCAUGAGGCACGCUUGACAAAGCUCGGAGCUGUCGCAUGCACACAACCAAGACGCGUGGCAGCGAUAAGCAUUGCACAGAGAGUUGCUAAGGAGAUGCACGUGCAACUGGGGGAAGAAGUUGGGUAUACUGUGCGAUUCGAAGACGUUACCUCGGCGAAAACAUGCGUGAAAUACAUGACCGAUGGAAUGUUGCUGAGAGAAGCCAUAGGCGACCCCAUACUUCACAGAUACUCUGUUGUUAUUUUAGACGAAGCUCAUGAGCGAACUGUACACACCGACGUCCUUUUUGGUGUUGUGAAAGCAGCUCAAGAGAUGCGUAAAGAAAAACAUCAGAAACCGCUCAAAAUUGUUGUUAUGUCUGCCACUCUAGAGGCAGAACAUUUUUCACGGUAUUUCAACAGUGCGAAGGUGUUGUACAUUGAAGGACGUCAGCAUCCAGUUCAAAUUAUGUAUGCAGUGGAGCAGCAAAAAGACUAUGUGCAUGCAGCACUUGUUUCAGUAAUGCAACUGCACCAAGAAAUGCCACUGGGUGGAGACAUUCUGGUGUUUUUGACUGGUCAAGAUGAAAUCGAAUCUUUAGCCAAACUUGUGACAGAUUGUGCACAGCACUGUGAAGCAGGAUGCCCUGAGGUCCUAGUUUGUCCAAUGUUUGCUGCUCUUCCUUCCCAGCAUCAAAUGAAAGUGUUUAUUUCAGCUCCUAUAGGCAAAAGGAAAGUUAUUCUAGCAACAAAUAUUGCAGAAACAUCAAUUACCAUUCCAGGGGUCAAAUAUGUGGUAGAUACAGGCUUUGUUAAAGGAAAAGCUUUUCAUCCCAAGACUGGCCUUGACAUACUGCAGGUUCAACCGGUCUCAAAGGCACAGGCACGCCAACGGACUGGUCGGGCAGGACGAGAAACCAGUGGAGUCUGUUACAGACUUUAUACAGAGGAACAGUUUGAUGAGCUGAAGGAGAUGACAAUGCCAGAAAUCCAACGGUGUAACUUGGCAAGUGUUGUCUUGCAGCUUAUGGCCCUGGGUAUAUUGGAUGUUCUCCAUUUUGACUUUCUUGACUCUCCUUCACAAGAUGCAAUAGAAAAUGCAUUGGAACAGUUAGUGGUGUUAGGAGCAGUAAGGAAAGGGAACAGUGGCUUUGAGCUAAUGCCUCUUGGUCGUAAAAUGGCUAAUUUUCCAUUGGAGCCCAGACUGGCCAAAGUGAUUCUGUCAUCACAUGAAUUAAAUUGCAGUGAGGAGAUAAUCACCAUUGUAGCUUUGCUGUCUGUGGACUCCCUUACUUACACCCCACAAAGCAAACGGGACCAUGCCUUAGCAGUACGCAAGAAGUUCCUUUCAUCAGAAGGUGACCAAAUGACUCUUCUGAAUAUUUACAGAGCUUACAAAGCCGUCAGUGGCCACAAAGAGUGGUGUCAUGAACACUUCAUCAACUCCCAAACUGUUAAACGUGUCAUGGACAUAAGAAAACAACUGCGAGAGAUUUGCAUAAGACUGGACAUUCCUUUGAUAUCUUGCGGCAAGGACACUGUGAACAUUCGGCACUGUCUUGCCAAAGGACUCUUCAUGAAUGCUGCAGAGCUGCAGCUUGAUGGGACAUAUCUGACUGUGACUCACAGGCAACCUGUUACCAUUCAUCCUACCUCAUCACUGUUUGGUUCUAAGCCACAGUAUGUUGUUUACAAUGAACUUAUACACACCACAAAGUGUUACAUGCGUGAUGUAUGCGUGGUAGAUCCGUCUUGGCUUCAAGAAGCUGCACCAAAUUAUUUUAAAGAGCACAGACUUCAUUCACAGCCAACAUCAGUUCGUUCAUAAUUCAUUUUUCCUUGAAAGAACUAUACAUGCAGUCUGAAAUUAGAAGAUUUUUCCCAUCAUUGUAACAUGUGCCACUGAAUAAGGGAGAGCAUGGAAUAAAACCCAAAGUGAAUUAACUCUGGAACUCCCACAAGUGACCAAUUUCUCCCCACAAUUUCUCUACAGUGUCAAGCAAAAAUGUGAUCAGUGUAGAGAAAAAUAUUAAUCAGGGGAUCCAAUACCAAAUUCUCUGAACUAACAUGAAAGGAACAUUAUGGCAUAAAGCAAGGAGAAUCACUUAUGAGAUCUUGGGAGUGAAAGGGUUAAGUUACAAACUUCUCCUGGUCGUGUGCAAAGUAAUGAAAGGCAAUCUGAAAGGAGAUUUCAGCAGUCUAUCAAGUGUCACUGAAGGCUUUUUGCCAUGCAACCUCUCAAAGUAAAUAAUACUGCCACAAAAGCACUACCUCCAGUCAAAAGAGUACAGAAUUUAUUGAUGCAAUUAAUAAUAAUAAUAUUUGGAUUGACUGGAAUGGUUGUAAAUAAUUACAUUUAAUGUAUCUCUCAGUUAGUGUGUGUGUGUGUGUGGUCAAUUUAGCAGGCUGUUUUUCGCCUUAAAGUUUGUUUGAAUUGAAAUCUUCCCCCAGAGAUAAAAUAAAUAUCUUGCUAACCUUGUUUCAUUUUCGUGGUCAGUAAUGAGUUGCUGAACCAAAGUUUUUUUUUUCCUU